AUAUGAGUACUGUAUGAGUACCUGGUACGGGUACGUGUGUCCAGUCGUACGUGAUACUCGUACGCAGACCUUUCCUCAGUUGUGCUGUACGGUGUACGGUACGAGUAGGGUAAUAGCUAUAUCCAUCGUUUAAUUUCUGUACCGUACAUUACUGUACAUCCUGUACUGGUACGCAAAAAGACGACGACUUAAAAAAAUCCACUCGAUAGCUUCUGCUUCGUACCGAAACUGGUAUUGACAAUCAAUUCUCCCACUAGUCACYAGGCCUCUGUCGGAAAGAUCCAUUGAACUAUCGCAGCGAAGAGACAUGUCGUGCUACUACCUGGCACUCACAUUGCUGGCUUUUGUUUCCGUCGGAACGUCAUUUUCGGUUCCCCACUUCUCAAAAGUUGUUAGUACCACAGCAAGAAUGUCUUCCACAAGCACCACCGAUGCUGAGCGGGGCACGCAGAGUAGCUACCUUCCUACCAAGGAGGCACGUCCGACAUCCGAUGGGGCCGACKCAAUCACCUUCGAGGACAUUGCCAAGUACCCCGGGCGCGCCUUUUUGUCCCGUGCAGGAGCGCCCACAAAGAUUCGAUUCGGCGCCGACAAYGAGAGCCUGAUCUAUCUAGGAGCCGGCGGCGAAGGCGGAAGCUUGACGCAAAAGCUCUGGAAACGGACCUUCAUCCAGGAAGGAAUAAUUGCUGUGGAAGACACCGAGGAUGUGAUUACCGAGUUGGCGAAACCACCCGAGGGAGUUGGACAGGAGGACACUCUUUCGGAGGAAGAAAAGCUCCGUCGGGAGCGGACUCGGCAGCUGGAAACSGGGAUCACUAAUUUCGAGUACAGCGGGAACAAGCAGGUAAUCUUGUGUCCAAUCGGGAAUGACAUCUUUGUAUUGAGAGAAGGCGGUGCCGAACCAAGCUUGCCUGGGGAUAUGGGUGAACCAACUCUCGAUGGCAGCAACAACAGYAACAACGGCAACGACAGCAACGAAUUGGUUCAGAUCGUCGAUUCAACGAAACUCCCAGGAAGCGUUAUCGAUCCCCACAUUAGCGACGACGGAUCGAUUGUGGUGUUUGUGUGCGAAAAUGAACUCUACAUGGCUUCCACGGUUUUCGACGGUGACGAAAUUCCGGCACCCGUCAAGCUGACCCACGAUGCCAAAAACGGCAUCGUCAACGGCCUCGCUGAUUUCAUUGCCAUGGAAGAAAUGUCUCGCAACGAGGGGUUUUGGAUCUCGCCCGAUUCGAAGUUCGUUGCGUUUGAACAGAGCGACGAGUCACAYAUUCCUAACUACCGCAUUAUGCACCAGGGCCAGGCSGAUCCGGCCCGGCAGGAGGACCACCGAUAUCCCUUUGCCGGCCAGCCCAACCCAAAGGUGAAGCUCGGGGUUCUGGCGAACGACGGAGACAAAGKCACGCCAGUAACUUGGCUCGACAUCCAUUCUCCGUUCGGAGAGGAUAUGUACCUGGCACGGGUYCAAUGGGGAGUGAAAAGUCCAUUUCUAGAACAACAGCACCUCUAYGUYCAGGUCAUGAACCGGGAACAGACCGAACUGGUCCUUUUGCGAUUCGACAUGACCGAAGGUGAAACGAAUGAUGCCCCACUCGUAGGCAAGGAACUGAUCCGUGAAACCGCCAAGGAGGGGGCAUGGCACAAUCUCCACGACAUCCUAGUCCCCCUCAAAUCCGGGGGCUUUGUCUGGGCCAGCGAAUCCGACAAUGGAUUUCGCCACUUGUACCUGCACGACGGAGACGGCAACCGCAUCGUUCCGAUUACGCAGGACAUGGAGCGAGGGCCCGAAUACGACAACUGGAUGGUUGAUUCGUGCACUCCGGAUAUGGUCAAUCAAGAGCGCGAUGCAUAUUACUUCACAGGAACCAAGGACGGCGCAAAGGAAUCCCACUUGUAUUGCACCUCCAUCGAAAUGUGGGGCGACGGAGAAAAGAUUCGCCGUGUGACUCCGGAGGGUGGGGUCCACUCGGUGUUGGCCAUCAAUACCCGAACGGGGAUCUUUGUCGAUUCAUGGUCUUCCAUCAACGAACACCAUAAGGUGGCGGUCCGCUCGCUCGAGGAUGGAUCUAUCCUUCGCAUGCUCCACGAUGGAUCCACCACCGACAAAAGAGUGCAUGAGCUGUCGCUUCCAGCACCUGAAUGGUUCGACGUGACGAGCACCGCAGAAAACGAAAACGCAAGUGGCAAGGAAUCAAUGACGCUCCACGGUGCUAUCUAUAAGCCGGAUCCAGAGAUCUACGGAGAUGGCCCUUACCCAGCGGUGGUAUCGGUAUACGGUGGGCCUCAUGCCCAGAUGGUCACGGACAGCUACGGCAUGACAGUAGAUUUGCGCGCCCAGCGAUUGCGGGCCCAGGGAUACGUCGUCCUCAAGGUAGACAACCGUGGAUCCACGAGACGAGGACUCGAUUUCGAGACAGCCAUCCGGUACGACAUGGGGAACCUCGAAGUGGAAGACCAGGUGGAAGCCGUUCGGCACUGGGUGGAGAAGGGUGUUGUGGACCCAAAACGUGUAGGGAUCUACGGCUGGAGCUACGGUGGAUACAUGAGUGCUAUGUGCCUUGCCAAGCGGCCCGACAUCUUCAAGGUUGCUGUCGCCGGGGCCAUGGUCUCAAGUUGGGACGGAUACGACACAUGCUACACGGAACGGUACAUGGGAACUCCUGRGUCCAACCCGGAAGGCUACGAGCGAUCGGAGGUCAUGCCCUUCGUCGACCAGAUUGAGGGUAGCCUCUUACUGGUCCACGGAUUGAUCGACGAGAAUGUCCACUUUCGGCACACGGCCCGGUUGAUCAACUCACUGAUCAAGGCGCGAAAGCAGUACGAGCUCCUCCUUUUCCCCGACGAGCGCCACGUCCCACGUGGACUUGAMGACAAGAUCUUUAUGGAAGAACGGAUCUCGUCCUUUAUCGAGCGGUGUCUAUAGUACACAAUGGGCAAUAAAAAUUUUGGCAAACU
Messenger RNA from Pseudo-nitzschia multistriata, 2955 nucleotides. The record is from the annotation of a GenBank genome assembly. Lineage: Eukaryota; Bacillariophyta; Bacillariophyceae; Bacillariales; Bacillariaceae.